UCGGGAAAUACAGCUUCCCAUCAUUGAAGCGAGCGAGAGCGAGUAUAGGUGAUCCAUGCUGUUAGGUUUCUUCCGCUUGUAACUCCGUAGAUUCGAUCUCAGAUAUCCUCUGAGCCCACCAGUAAAAGAACGUGCAACAAGAAUUAAAGGCGACAAAGCCUGUUCGGAGCCAGCGUGAAAAUAAUAGAAUAGGGGCAUGUCACCAUGAUCACCGACGAACAAUAUAAACGGGAAAAGGAAGCUUGGGUGACGGAUUGCACAGGUGGAUCCAUUGCAGAAAUUCUAACUGUGUGUGCCACGUUUGUCGGAUCGCACUGCUUGUGGUGUGCUUUGCGGAGGAAUGGCUGGAGCGAUGAUAACAGCUACUUGGUUCAGUUUGUCAUCUAUGCUCUACCUUUGUUAAUCUGCCAGACCGUGGUUGCCGACCACGCCGCCCUGGUAGCCACUGCAUUGCUAACGACCGGGUUGACAAUGUUUUACUGGCAUCCAAUGCCGUCGACAAACGUUCCAAGCACAUCCAAUAUCAAACCUUACCUGACAGCGUACCGUGCAGGCACCAUGAUAUUAACUUGUAUCGCGAUUUUGGCUGUUGAUUUUCCCAUUUUUCCACGACGGUUCGCCAAAGUGGAAAAUUUUGGCACGUCCUUGAUGGAUGUCGGUGUAGGAUCUUUUGUAUUUUCGUCUGGUAUUGUGGCGUCUCGGGGGUAUACCCAUGGUAAACAAGCCUCGUCUCCGUUCCUCAGCCAGAUGGUCAAAGCCAUCCGCUCGUCUUUGCGUAUACUGGCCCUUGGAUUUUUGAGAAUGAUCUUAACAAAAGGCGUGGAUUACCAGCAACAUACGUCCGAAUAUGGUCUGCAUUGGAACUUUUUUUUUACCCUCGGAUUUCUGCCACCGUUUGUCACUCUGAUUAGCUUUCUACGAAAAGUGUGUUCGUUCUUUGUCCUCGGCUCCAUCUUGGCCGUAGGAUACCAGCUUUUGUUGACAUAUGGGCUUCAAACAUGGGUGCUUGAAGCACCACGAGUGACCCUGAUCAGUGCCAACAAGGAAGGCAUUUGUAGCUUUAUUGGCUACUUAUCCAUCUUUUUGUUCGGGCUCGAUUGCGGUACACUGAUAUUUUCAGAGCCAGAUGUUAAAAAGCAGCCGCCAUCAUCAACCUUCUCCUCCUCUGCCAAUUAUCGCACAGCGAGAGGUCUGACCGUACGGGCCACGGGUUACUGGCUAGCCCUUACAUUGUGGAACUGGUUGACAGCGGAUCAGGAAGGGCUCCAUGUUUCCCGUAGAUUGACAAAUUUGCCGUACAUAAUUUGGGUGAUUGCUUUUAAUAUCACUCUACUGGCUGCCUUGAUUUGGAUAGAGUGGAUGGACGGCCAAGCACAUUCAAGUCCUCUGCUGUUGCAGGCCAUCAACAAGCAUGGUUUACCUACAUUUUUAUUGGCCAACGUGCUGACGGGAGUGAUCAAUUUGAGUAUGAAGACACUUUACGCAUCGACAACUGUGAGUCUGACAGUGUGUGGUUGCUACAUUGCCGUCGUCACUUUGGUGCCAAGUUUGCUAUGGCUACAAUUUCGGGUCUGAGUCAGGGUUUCAAAAAAAAUAAAAAUUUGUUUACUUUUUUUUUCUGUUGG
Molecule: messenger RNA, 1625 nt
Organism: Radiomyces spectabilis
Lineage: Eukaryota; Fungi; Mucoromycota; Mucoromycetes; Mucorales; Radiomycetaceae
Product: GWT1-domain-containing protein
Exons: 7
Coding region: 205-1575 (456 amino acids)
Biological process (GO): GPI anchor biosynthetic process; protein localization to plasma membrane
Cellular component (GO): endoplasmic reticulum; membrane
Molecular function (GO): glucosaminyl-phosphatidylinositol O-acyltransferase activity
Source: RefSeq, a predicted model, not a curated record